Messenger RNA from Tarenaya hassleriana, 2348 nucleotides. Its product is annotated as DUF724 domain-containing protein 2. The record is from RefSeq and is a predicted model, not a curated record. The coding region runs from base 645 to 2120 and encodes 491 amino acids. NCBI's taxonomy places the organism in Eukaryota, Viridiplantae, Streptophyta, Magnoliopsida, Brassicales, Cleomaceae. The transcript has 5 exons.
UCCACCCCUAUUCUCCAUCGUCAUAGAGUUUCACAAAACUCAACGACAAUGGUGUCACACCCUCUCUCGUCGGCGAAGAAGAUCGUCACAAUAUUGGCGAUGAAAUUCCAGAGUUGGAAUUUUCGGCGAAGAUCCUCCCGAAUUUUAAUUUUAACGGCACCUUUGCAAGCGCCAUGAAUCGUAAAAACGGCAUGCGUUUGACAUGUGCGAGAACACAACAACAGGAUGUUCUAGCGUCUAACCGUGGAACGAGAUGCUGUUUCAUUGGCUAGUCCCAGUAGAAGAAUGACAGUCGGGGGUUUUUUUUGGAGCUAAAAAGCCGUGAGGUCCACGCUAACAUAAAACGCCACGUAUUGUGAUCAGCAGCAGGAAAAAACAACACGAUGUUCUACCACAUAACUUAGAAACGAGCUGAUGUUUCAGGUUUGGUUUGUUUUAUUCACUUUCGAGAUAUGGAAAAGUGGUAAAUUAUAAAUAAGGAAGUUCGCAGCAGUAAUCAGUCAUUGAGCGCAAAAGGAAAACUAGGUCGCCCAUUGAUUCUCUCUGGUUUUCCAUUGUCGUGAUCAAGCACUCUCCUCCUAGCUUUCUCUGUCUUCUCUCUCUCUCUCUCUCCAACAUUCUGAAUCUCUGCUUGGUUCGGCACCAUGAGAACUCGAUUCGCGAACGGCGAUCGAGUCGAGUUGGAGCGAGCCGUCGCCGGCUUGGCGGCGUACUUUCCGGCCACGGUGGUUCGGGGACAGUUGGGUAACAAACAGGCCAUCUUGAUAGAGUUCGAAUUCGUCUGUGUCGGAGACUCCGUACAUAUGAGGGAGUACGUGGAGCCCACGCGCCUACGCCCUGCUCCGCCGCGCGAGCUCAACCGGUGGUUCAAGGCCGGCGAAGAGGUUGAUGCCUUCAAAGACGGCGAAGGGUGUUGGAUCAAAGGCAAUGUGGAGGAAAUUCGCGAGGGUUCGAGGUACUUGGUGGGUUUUGGCGGCAGUGAUGGCGAUCGUCGUGAAAUCGAGAUUGAUCAUUUUAACAUGAGGCUUCAUCGCGAGUGGGACGACAGCGCCUGGGUUCCACCUUUUUUUCAACUGGAAAAUGCGGUCAGGGCGGAGGUAAAGCCUAAAAGAAUAAAACUGAUAAUAAAAUUCAGUGGAGGAGAAGAUGCCCAAGAAUGCUACAAGAAGGGUGCAAUAGUGGAGGUCAGAAGCGAUGAAGAUGGUUACAAGGAUUCCUGGUAUUCUGCACUCAUAUUCAACUGCUUAGGGAGUGAGAAGUACAUUGUGGAAUACUUAACGCUGAGAAGAGAUGACGAUCAGUCGGUCCCUCUGAGGGAAAUAAUGGAAGGCCAGUUCAUCAGACCACGCCCUCCUCCUGUCUCGCCCAUCGUCCGGUUUAAAACCGGGGACAAGGUCGACGCGUGGUACAACGAGGGCUGGUGGGUCGGCACCGUUUCUAGAGUGCUCAGCGGGUCGAAGUACAUUGUUUAUUUCAGCCCUACGAAUGAAGAGCAAGUAUGCCUCCACUCGAAUUUGAGGUUGCAUCAGGACUGGAUCAAUGGAGAAUGGGUCAUUCCUUCCAAGGUGCAUAAAGAUUCAAAUAUUGAGCUCAAAUGCUGCAAACGUAUACAGAAGAAGCCGGGAUCUGGGGAGAAACCGAGAUCUGGGGAGCAUGCUGAUAAACCAGAUACCAAAUUCUCAAAGGGAAUGAAGGUAGAGGUGAGAAGCGACGAACAAGGUUACGAGGGCUCAUGGUUUUCCGCAACGAUCCUCACCUACUUGGAUAAGGACAGAUACACUGUCGAGUACCACACGCUCAAAACCGAGGAUCAAACAGAGUUCUUGAGGGAGGAGGCGAAAACCUCGGAUAUAAGACCUUUGCCACCCGCUAUCCAGCGCGUGUAUCAGUACGAACCCUUAGAAUUUGUCGACGCCUGGUUCAACGAGGGAUGGUGGACCGGUCAAAUCUUGAAGGCAUGCAGCGGGAUGAAGUACAUUGUCUACUUCACGACCAGCAACGAGGAGCUGGAAUUCGGACAUGUCGAUCUAAGGCCUCAUCAAGAAUGGAUAAACGAGGAAUGGGUUGCUGCUUCAGAGGAUUGCUCGUGCAGAUGGCUGCUCGGAGACAUGGGAAACUGAUUCUUGAUUCUAUGCUAAGUUAGGUAUCUAGAUGUAGAAUUCCAUUAGGAAAAAGGGCUUGUCCCUUGAGGGAAUACAUAGUUUAUAGGACUUAGAAAAAUAUAUUGAUUUAGCCCCAAAUGGGAAUAAUACCUGUAUGGGUGCCGUUGCUGAAAUCAUAAUUCUUAUAUAAUUUUUAUUUUACAUUCAAGAAAAUAGUUUCACAUGUUAAUUUGAAUGCCUUGUUGU